Lacerta agilis (Sand lizard) is the source of this 2797-nucleotide messenger RNA. Its product is annotated as crk-like protein. Gene Ontology annotation, molecular function: protein binding. Gene Ontology annotation, biological process: positive regulation of ERK1 and ERK2 cascade. The transcript is spliced from 3 exons. The coding region runs from base 1720 to 2475 and encodes 251 amino acids. The record is from RefSeq and is a predicted model, not a curated record. NCBI's taxonomy places the organism in Eukaryota, Metazoa, Chordata, Lepidosauria, Squamata, Lacertidae.
AUGGCCACCACUCCCCGGUUUAAAGGGGGAGCGGGGUGCGUCACUUUCCCAUCAACCCUUCUGUAGCUGCAAUCAGGGUCGCUUGCAGCGAUUUGAGGGAGGGGAGGCUGCUGGCCGGAGCGCUGGGGCUCUGAAUGGCUUAGAGCCGGGGACCCGGUAGCCAGGAUGCCUGGGUCCUCUGGGGAGGAGGGAGCGGGGCUGCAAUAGGUCGUGGCCGGGAGCUGUGGGGUUCCCCGGGAGGAGGCGAGGCGCGCGAGGGAAGCCAUGUGCAGACAAGGGAGAGAGGGCUUCAUUGUGGCGCUGCUGCAGAGGGGCACGCUGAAGAGCGCUUGGAGGGUGCACAGCUGAUCUUUUUUUCUUUUCUUUUUGGAGGGGGAGGCUUUUCAAGAUUUCUUUUGAUCCGUUAAAGGGCAGCAAUGCAGCAUCGGAGUGUUGCUUCCAGGGAAUACUGGAGAGUAGUAGAGUGGGUGCAUGGACAUCUGAGGGGAGAGAGGAGUUGCAUUAUUGUUUGUCCAGAGCUGGCGGGGUGGUAGGCAGAUAGGUUUUGGGAGGCUGCGUGCAAUAUUUUUGGAUGCUGGAAAUUUUGGGAGGCAGGUUACUUCUGGGGGGGGGUGUUUUAUUAUUGUUCUGCUGCACUGGGGCUAGUUGGGGGGUGGGGUGGAGGAUGCUGGCCAGUUUGUGAUCUACCGAGGUGGUUGGGGAAUGGUCUCCGUUAGGGGACGCAGUUUGGGGUGCUGUACCUUUCUCCAGAGGAUAACCAGUGAAUUGGGGACAGGGGCUGAUCAUAGGAGUGGAUCUGUGAAAAGUCCCCAUUAACCUUUUGGUGGGUUAAAUCCUAUGCUGGGGUAAGAAUACUUUCAUAUGGGAUUGUUGCAAUUCUGUGGAAGUUAUUCUAUUCACGUGGUGGGUACGUAUUUUCAUCUGAGAAAGAUUAGGUUUUGAUAAGGUUGACUUCCUCCAAACCUUGACUUAAAAAAAACAACACCAACAGUAUCAUCAAUCCUACAUUGAUGAGGUGCUGGAGGAAUUUUUAGAGGGUGCAAUCACAUCACACUUUUUUGGGAGGGAGGGUUGUGUGUACUACUUAACUCACCAAGUGUGACCUCUUAAUUUUGUAGGGAUGCUCUAAUACAAGGACGUAAAUAUACUGUGUGUGUUCCCCGCAGAUAUACCACUGGUUUCAUUGUAUUAUAUGAAGGUGGUUAUUCAGUAGAACCUGUAUUUGAGUAGGUAUUUAACUGUUAAUAGGGUAGGUUGGUCAGGGAAGUGCCCCUUCCCCAUUAUAUUAGAACUUGGGAGGGACGUCUAGAGGUGACCUAACUUUUCAUGACAUCCCGUUAAUUUCCAGGAUUUGAUUGCAGAUUGUAGAAGUGUUUUCUGCAUUUCUGAGUCGUUUCUUUCCUUUUUGGAAAUCUACUAUUGUCCGAGAAGAGGGGUGUAUAUGCCGUCAAGGGAUAUCGAAGUUAGAUGAUCUCAUUAUAAGAGAACUUGGGGUGGAGCGACGUAACGAAGAACCAUAUUCCUUUGGGGGGAGGAGGGCGUUAUGUGUAUCUGGAUUAUUUGGAGGUCACACUGAACUGGAAGGAAACCGGAGCAGCUACAUGAGGUCAAUGUUCAACAGGUUAAUUUCUUCUUGACAAAGUGCUCUCAAACUCCGGAGCAACUUAAAUAUCAGUUUUCUCGGAAAUAAUACAGGGGGGGGGUUCUUUCCACCCCCUGAUGCUGCCCCAAGCCAUGUCGGCUUUUGGGGAUGCCCAUGAGUGGUAUAUGGGGGCUCUGAGCCGGCAGGAAGCAGCUGCCUGUCUACAGGGACACCGCCAUGGAACCUUCCUGGUACGGGACAGCACCACGUGCCCCGGCGACUACGUGCUGUCCGUCAGCGAGAACUCCAAGGUGUCUCACUACAUCAUAAACAGCCUCCCCGGGCGCCUGCGGAUUGGGGAGCACGAGUUUGACGGCUUCCCUGCUCUGCUAGAUUUCUACCGCCUCCACUACUUAGACACAACCACUUUGGUAGCCCCCGUGGGACGGGUUGUGGCGCCCGCCUCUGCCCAGCCGCCUCCCGCUGGGGAAUGGGUCCGUGCUCUCUAUGACUUCGUCGGCCGCGAUCAAGAAGACCUCCCCUUCUCCAAGGGGGAACCCCUGAGGGUGCUGGCCAAGCCGGAAGAGCAGUGGUGGACAGCGCAGAGGGCCGAUGGGCGUGUGGGCAUGAUCCCCGUGCCGUACGUCCAACCCUGUCCGUACGCCCACCCGAGCAGCCACGGUGCCCCCCGCCAUGCUCCGGUCAUAGCGAGAGCAGUGCAGCGAAGGGUGCCCGGUGCCAGCGACAAGACGGCGCUGGCCUUCGAGGUGGGUGACCUCAUUGCUGUCACCAAGAUGAAUGUCAACGGCCAAUGGGAGGGGGAGCUGAACGGGCGCCGUGGCCAUUUCCCCUUCACCCACGUCAAGGUCCUGGACCCUGAAGAAGCCAGCUGAACAUUUGAUGAUGUAACCCAUGGAACGUUGACUUUCCCUGCAGUGGGGCACGACCCUUGAACUCUGACCCACACUUGUGAGCUUCUGACCUUCUCGGACAUUGUACUUCCUUGAAUUUUGACCUACCCGGUGGAUGUUAUUGAUCAUCCGGUUCAUUGAUUCUCAAGCUCCUUGGAGAUGGACCUUUUCUACCACUUUUGACUCCUUAACCCAUGAACCUUGUUUCUUGACUCGCUGUUCUUAAAAUGCUGUGGUAGUUGAACCCUAUAAACUUUUGACUCUUUACAGGGACCCGUUCAUAUUUCCUCCCUAGAAACAUUGA